Molecule: messenger RNA, 868 nt
Organism: Chrysemys picta bellii (western painted turtle)
Lineage: Eukaryota; Metazoa; Chordata; Testudines; Emydidae
Source: RefSeq, a predicted model, not a curated record
GACGGGGCCCCGAUCUCGGCCAGGGUCUGUGCCCCCAUCGUUACUGCACCGGAGCCUGACCCCUUGUCCCUGCCCUCGCGCCACAGUGAACAGCCUGGGCAUCAGUGAGGACCUGAAGGAGAAGCUACGGGACGUGAUGGUGGACCGGCACAAAGUGGCCCUGGGGAAGACCCUGGGUGAAGGCGAGUUCGGCUCCGUCAUGGAAGGGCAGCUCAACCAGGACGACAGCGUCCUCAAGGUGGCCGUCAAGACCAUGAAGAUCGCCAUCUGCACCCGCAGCGAGAUGGAGGAUUUCCUGAGCGAGGCCGUCUGCAUGAAGGAGUUCGACCACCCCAACGUCAUGAAGCUCCUGGGGGUGUGUCUGCAGAGCACGGAGAGCGAGGGCUACCCCUCGCCCGUGGUCAUCCUGCCCUUCAUGAAACAUGGCGACCUGCACAGCUUCCUUCUCUACUCCCGGCUCGGGGACAGCCCCUUGUACCUGCCCACGCAGACGCUGGUGCGGUUCAUGGCCGACAUCGCCAGCGGGAUGGACUAUCUCAGCAGCCGGAACUUCAUCCACCGGGACCUGGCCGCCCGCAACUGCAUGCUGAACGAGAACAUGAACGUCUGCGUGGCCGACUUCGGCCUGUCCAAGAAGAUCUACAACGGCGACUAUUACCGCCAGGGCCGCAUCGCCAAGAUGCCCGUCAAGUGGAUCGCCAUCGAGAGCCUGGCUGACCGCGUCUACACCACCAAGAGCGACGUGGUGAGCCCGGCGGGCGGGUGGGCGACGGCUACCGACCCCUCCUGCCGGCUACCGGCCCUCCUGCACGGCUACCGACCCCUCCUGCACGGCUACCGACCCCCCCUGCCGGCUACCGGCCCUCCU